AUGACCCUUCACCCAUCACACAUUGUUCAGUCCUCCGUGGGCGAGAGGUGUGCUUCAUAUAUCACAGCGAUCAGUGACACUCUCACCCAGCGAGUCGUUUCGCCUCUCCUGUCAGCCAAAGCGUCAUCUUCCCUACGUACUCUGACCCUCCCACCUGAUUGGGUUCUCGAUCCUGCAGAUCCUCCCACUGUUGCUCUCACCGUCUUCGCCUGCGCCAUUGCACUCGUCGCCAUGAGCUGGCGAUUCAGCGAUCUCUGGCGCCGCUCCCCCUAUCCGGCUGCCAAGACCACGCCGCCGCAUAUCAGCGACAGCGACUACACCUACCUCACACCGGAGGAUAUCGUGGACCGCCCGUCGGGCUACGCGGGUGCGGAGGAAGACGAGCCAGAUACCCUUCUUCUCAAGCAUCGCAAGAAUACCUACGCCUUGCAUUUCCCUGCGUACGCCAUCAAUGACGGGGCGCUCAGAGUGGGCGAGCUGAGGCGCCGGGCGGCGGAGGUCACACGCACACCUAACCCGGCGCGGAUCAAGUUACUCUACAAGGGGAAAUUGUUGGAUGAUGACACGGUGCCGUGCCGCGCUGAGGGCCUCAAGCAGCAGUCGGAGGUACUGUGUGUUGUUUCGGAAGUGCAGCCUGGCGAGAGCACGCCUAGUGAAGGCUCGGAGGCGGAGGCGGAAAAAGCCGACGAGGCUCCCCGUCCAGACGAGGUGCAGAGCGGCGGGGAAAGAAGGAAGAGGAAUCGGAACAGAAACAAGAAGAAGAAGGGCAAGGGCCGGAAUAAGACAGCUGAUGCGGCUGCUGGUGAAGCGGACGGGCUCGCCCCGCCGGCGGAACUCCCGCGACCGUCCUCUGCUGGGGGCUCGUCAGCGUUACCGGCGCCGUCUCCCAACCUGAAAGUUUUACGCACACCGCUCGAGCAAGCCAAUGCGUUGAUCACAUACCUGCGGACUGUGCUACUGCCCCUCUGCGAGGCGUACGUCGCCCAUCCGCCUACUGAUCCCAAGGCACGCGAUUUCGAGCACAAGAAGCUGAGCGAGACGAUCCUGGCACAGGUCAUUCUCAAAGCGGACGGGAUCGAACCGGACGGCGAUGAAGCUGCUCGGAAUGCGCGUAAAGCUCUGGUCAAGGAGGCGCAGGCGGCUCUCACCAGUCUAGAUCAAGCUGCAAGGGAGUGA
Molecule: messenger RNA, 1176 nt
Organism: Aspergillus udagawae
Lineage: Eukaryota; Fungi; Ascomycota; Eurotiomycetes; Eurotiales; Aspergillaceae
Product: BAG family molecular chaperone regulator
Exons: 1
Coding region: 1-1176 (391 amino acids)
Biological process (GO): mRNA splicing, via spliceosome
Cellular component (GO): U12-type spliceosomal complex
Molecular function (GO): protein-folding chaperone binding
Source: RefSeq, a predicted model, not a curated record